AUGUCUUCCUUCAACUUUUCUGAAGUUGUCAACCCAAACGUCGACCAACUCCAACGUGCAUUCGCUGAUCUCCGACUUCGCAUGCGUAAGGAGGAAUGGUUGCGCGACUGGAACCAGCUCAUGCGGGAGCUUAGUUCUAAUGCUCUUGAUUGCAAGACUUAUAACAUGAGUCUUGCGCUAUCCUCUGAAGAAGGUGCUAUGGGUCGCAAGGCUGAAGACGCCCACAAGACUUAUUCCGCCCAGGUGCACGCCUACAAGUUGGAGGUUCAGCACCUGGUGGAUGAACAGGCUGCGCUGGAACUUGCGGAGAGGGAGAAGAGUAGGGAGAAGGAGCAGGAGCAGGAGAAGGGAAAGGAGAAGGCGAUUGAGACGGAUGUCACUAUGGGGAGAGAGUUGGAAGAAGAAGAGGCCCCAGUUCGUCCCCUGCGGGUUAUCAUUACCAAGCGCGCUAAGACUACUGGCGCUAUGGCGGGUAGGGGAAGGUCCUUAAAGGCGUCGCGUACAGCUGUUUCGAUCGCCCAUGCCAAGCCUUGUACGCGGUGCUUAAAGGCGGAAAAACCUUGCGUUGGAAAGCCCAACACUGCUUGCGAUUCUUGCAAGGACUCGCGAAAGAAGUGCGACUACUCGACCCACAGGCGUGGCGUUGUCAAGGAGAGGGCUGCUGCUCGUGCCAUUGCUGUGGCCAAGGUGCCUUCUGCCCCCGCCGCAGGUACUUCGGGAGCGGGCGUUCUGAUUCGUUGUCCCAGGACCACUCCUGAGGAUGUGACAGUUUCUUCCGAUGAGGGAGAGGGAGAGGAGGAAGAGGAGGAAGCGGAGGAAGAGGAGGAAGAAGAGUCGGUAGAAGAGUCGCGUAAGCAGAAGUUGGAAGGUAUCAACGUGGACUUCGACCCUCUGGUGGAUGUUGAUGCGGCGGAUGAAGAUAUCCUUCUGGAGAGCAAGGUGCGGAUGUUGUAUGCCAGGAUGCUCACCAUGCAUGGCAUGCUCUUGGAGAUGAUGACAGAGGUGGAUUCCUUGGCGGUACGGUGCAAGAAGAGGAGGAGGCUCCUGUAG
Messenger RNA from Suillus subalutaceus, 1050 nucleotides. RefSeq lists its product as uncharacterized. Lineage: Eukaryota; Fungi; Basidiomycota; Agaricomycetes; Boletales; Suillaceae. The transcript is spliced from 6 exons. The coding region runs from base 1 to 1050 and encodes 349 amino acids. The record is from RefSeq and is a predicted model, not a curated record.